CUCAUGGCUACAUCGCUUCUUUAAAUUCCCUCCGCAUCCCCAGCUUCCCUUCUCCACUUGCAAGAAUCCCUCUCUCGACCUCCGCUUUCAUCAGAAAUGCCGCCUGAACAACUAAUUUUCCCCAAUACAACCCCACAAUUGCCCAAUCCAGCUAGAAAUCGAAGCUCGGAUCGAUCCCUUCCCUCCGAUCUGUCAUCCCCUCAUCCCCUUUCUCUGCAUUUCGUCGACGUCUGCUAUCGCGUGAAGCUCACCACCAACAAUACUGCCGGUAUCCGCCUAACCGCAAUCCUUUCAUCUCCCCCUCCUCCUUCCGCGCAAGAACGAUCAAUCCUCGAAGGAAUCACAGGCAUCGCCGCCGCCGGCGAACUUCUCGCCGUCCUCGGGCCAUCCGGCAGCGGGAAAUCCACCUUCCUCACUAUCCUGGCCGGUCGAAACAUCCCUUCCGGCGGAUCCAUCAUCGCCAACGGGCGUAAGGCCACCCGCUCAGUCUUCCGCCGGAUCGGAUUCGUUCCGCAGGACGAUGUCCUGUACCCGCAUCUCACCGUUCGCGAAACGCUUACCUAUUGCGCGAUGCUGAGGCUUCCAGGUGAUCGUGUGAGGGAAUCGGUGGAAGGGGUCAUGGCGGAGUUAGGGUUGAAAGGGUGCGGGGAGACGGUUGUGAAAGGCGUUUCGGGAGGGGAGAGGAAGAGGGUGGCGAUUGGGCAUGAGAUGUUGGUGAAUCCGAGUGCGGUGGUGGUGGAUGAGCCGACAUCGGGAUUGGAUUCCACGGCGGCGGGGAGGAUGGUUGAGACUUUGGCUGGGAUGGCGAGGAAAGGAAGGGCGGUGGUGGCGUCGAUUCAUCAGCCGGCGAGUAGGGUUUAUGGUAUGUUUGAUUCGGUGAUGUUAAUGGCGGAAGGGAGAUGUAUUUAUUAUGGAAGAGGAAGGGAUGCGGUCGACUAUUUUGCGUCGAUUGGAUUUGUCUCAGAGAUUUUCGUCAAUCCGGCGGAUUUCAUGCUCGACCUUGCCAAUGGAGUAACCAGAACAGAUCACCAGGCAGACGCAGCAGACAAGGCUACAGUCAAACAAUCUCUCAUAUCCUCCUACAACAAAGUCUUAGCCCCUAAGGUGAAAGCCUCAGUGAAUUCUUCCAUCGCUGCCUCAAUGGCUUCAGCUGAAGCUUUGAGAAUAGGAAGCCAAAGGACAGGCAAAAAGGAAACAAAAGACUUCUCUACAAUCAGCUGGUUCAAACAAUUCUCCAUACUCCUUCGGCGCAGCCUCAGGGAAAGGCGGCAUGAGACCUUCAACUCACUCCGCGUCUUCCAAGUCAUGGCUGCCGCAUUUCUUGCCGGUUUAAUGUGGUGGCACUCAAGCAUUCACGACGUGCAGGACCGGCUCGGAUUGCUCUUCUUCAUCUCCAUCUUCUGGGGCGUCUUCGCCUCCUUCAAUGCAGUGUUCACUUUCCCUCAGGAAAGGGUGAUUGUCAACAAGGAACGCGCAUCAGGAAUGUAUCCCCUCUCGUCAUAUUUCAUGGCUCGGAUGGUGGGCGAUCUCCCGAUGGAGCUCGUUUUGCCCGCCAUCUUCGUCCUCAUCAUCUAUUGGAUGGCUUCGCUUCGGCCCGAGCUUGGAGCUUUCUUGUUAACCAUGGUGGUGAUCUUAGGCUAUGUGCUUGUGGCGCAGGGCCUAGGGCUGGUGAUUGGAGCUGCUAUAAUGAAUGCAAAGCAGGCAUCGACAAUUGUUACCAUAACAAUGCUCGCUUUUCUUCUCACUGGAGGAUUUUAUGUACAGAAAGUUCCAAUCUGCAUGAAAUGGUUGAAAUAUACAUCGUUUACUUUCUAUUGCUUCAGGCUAUUAAUCGGAGUGCAAUAUAGAGAAGAUGAGAUUAGUUUCUACAGAGCUUUAUCACAUAACCAUGACAUAACUGGCGAUAGGGAGGCUGAGGUAGAAGGGCAAGUUAGUGUAAUGACAAGCAUGGCAGCAUUGGUGAUCAUGUUUUUCGGUUACAGAAUUCUGGCUUAUGCAGCACUGAGAAGGAUCAAAGUAUAAUGGUGUAAUAAAAUGCAGGGUUUCUAUAAUAAUGGAAUUAGAAUCAGAAGAAUCACUGGUUUUAAAAUUCAAUUUUUUUGACCAGAGAAUAAAGUUCUGAGCUAAUGUUAAGAAGACCAAGGAGUAAACAAGAAUGGUUUCUCUCAGAUAAGAACUUCUUAAUCCAGCCAUGAAGGUAUGCAAUAGGGCAGGUACACUAUUUACAUUACAGUUUCUAAUGCAGUAUCUAUAUAAAGCCACUGUGUAAAUAUAUAAAAAGCUAUGGGCUGUGCAGAUUAUCUGAGACAUGGUGGUAGGUAGUUUGAUUGAAUAUGGGAAGCAGAGAAGUAGAAUUGUACUUUGAGCUUAGGGAGAUGGAAGUAGAGUUAUACUUUGAGCUUUUUCCAAAAUGUAAUACAGAGUAAUACUGUAAGCAAGUUUAAUGGUU
This is a messenger RNA of Phalaenopsis equestris, 2449 nucleotides long. Its product is annotated as ABC transporter G family member 25. Bases 97 to 2022 code for a protein of 641 amino acids. The transcript has 3 exons. The record is from RefSeq and is a predicted model, not a curated record. NCBI's taxonomy places the organism in Eukaryota, Viridiplantae, Streptophyta, Magnoliopsida, Asparagales, Orchidaceae. Gene Ontology annotation, cellular component: membrane. Gene Ontology annotation, molecular function: ATP hydrolysis activity; ABC-type transporter activity; ATP binding.